CUCUAACUCUUCAUGCUGUCAUCGCCUGCCCUCCAAAACACAGGUCGCAGCCCCUUCAACUGCAAGUCCAUAAAAAACCUUAAACAAAAACUCUCAGCUUUUAGAGCCAUGCUUCCAGGUGAGAUCAUCUCAGGACUCCACUACUUCGAACCUGAAAUCCCACUUCCAAAUCCCUCCGACUAUGGCUUCAUGCACAACCAAAUCCCCUCCCACCAUUUCAACACCUUGUUCAACAACUUAUCCCGUCAAAUCCCUCCUCCUCCAGGCCAUGACUUCACUCAACAAUCCUCCAGCCUCAGCUACAACUCCAGCACCUCCGACGAUGCUGAAGAACACCACCACCUCAGAGUCAUCGAAGAGAGGAAGCAGAGGAGAAUGAUAUCCAACAGAGAAUCCGCUCGGAGAUCGCGGAUGAGGAAGCAGAAGCACCUCGACGAGCUGUGGUCGCAGGUGGUGCGGCUGAGGAACGAGAAUCACAGCCUGAUAGGCAGGUUGAACAACGUUUCGGAGUCCCGCGACAGGGUUGUGGAGGAGAAUGCUCGGCUCAAGGAAGAAGCUUCCGACCUUCGUCAAAUGCUCACAAACCUGCAGAUUGGCAGCCCUUACAAUAUAAAUGCUUCCACCUUCAGAGAGCUGGAUUCAGAUGUGCCCUGCAUCACGGCCCAUCUCAGAGCCGAAUCCUCGAACCAAUCCAUCGCCGCAUCGGCCGAUUUGCUCCAUUAAGAUAAAUGAGAAUCACUGUUCUUCCAUUAGAACAUUAGCCUACUUUAUGUCCCUUUUGUUUACUCUAAUUGCUAUUCAGUUUUUUAUUA
Molecule: messenger RNA, 812 nt
Organism: Pyrus x bretschneideri (Chinese white pear)
Lineage: Eukaryota; Viridiplantae; Streptophyta; Magnoliopsida; Rosales; Rosaceae
Product: basic leucine zipper 63
Exons: 1
Coding region: 13-723 (236 amino acids)
Biological process (GO): regulation of DNA-templated transcription
Molecular function (GO): DNA-binding transcription factor activity
Source: RefSeq, a predicted model, not a curated record